Molecule: messenger RNA, 2724 nt
Organism: Gossypium arboreum
Lineage: Eukaryota; Viridiplantae; Streptophyta; Magnoliopsida; Malvales; Malvaceae
Exons: 3
Coding region: 1-2724 (907 amino acids)
Source: RefSeq, a predicted model, not a curated record
AUGGAUUCCCAAAAACAAUUGCAGGAACGAUGCAGAUGGCUCGAGCAAAAAUUCAAAGCCAUGGAAAGCGCGGAUCAUCAUCAAGGGAUUGAUGCCAAGGACCUGAGUUUGGUCCCAGAUUUAGUCCUUCCCCCCAAGUUCAAAAUGCCCGAAUUUGAGAAAUACAAUGGAACGAGCUGCCCUAAAGCCCACAUCACCAUGUUCUGCAGGCGAAUGAUGGGAUAUGUUAACAAUGACCUGCUACUAAUCCACUGCUUUCAAGAUAGUCUGGUUGGAGCGGCGUCUAAGUGGUAUAAUCAACUGAGUCGAGCCAAGAUUAACUCAUGGAAGGACUUGGCUCAGGCCUUUAUGAAGCAAUACAAUCAUGUGACGGACAUGACCCCUGACAGAAUCACUCUCCAGAAUAUGGAAAAAAAGUCAAAUGAAAGCUUCAGACAGUAUGCACAAAGGUGGAGAGAGGUGGCUAUACAAGUUCAGCCGCCACUUCUGGAAAAGGAGACGAUAAUGCUCUUUAUCAACACCUUGAAAGCCCCUUUUAUCACUCAUAUGCUAGGAAGCGCCACAAAAAGCUUCUCCGACAUAGUAGUGAUGGGGGAAAUGAUCGAGAAUGCUAUAAGGAGCGGCAAAAUAGAGUCGGGAGAGAGUGCCAGAAAGUCAGCCCCAAGGAAAAGGGACAAUGAAGUGAACAACACGAGCACAUUCAACAAGGGGCAGUCCAAGUCAAUUACCGUAAAUCAACCCAAAACGGUGACUACCAAUCAACAAAGCUCUGUAAGACAAGAAUCUAAUUCGAGAAAGAACACAGAAAGGCCACAAUUUACCCCAAUACCCAUAACAUAUAGGGAGUUGUACCAAAACCUGUUCAACGCUCAUGUAGUAUCCCCUUUUUACCUAGAGCCACUGCAGCCCCCGUAUCCGAAAUGGUAUGACACAAACGGCCAAUGUGAAUACCACGCGGGAAUUACCGGGCACUCAAUCAAGAAUUGCACUGCGUUCAAGAAAGUAGUUGAAAGACUCAUUAAGGUGGGGAUUGUGAGAUUUGAUGACCCAGCCACGCCCAAUGUAGUAGGAAACCCACUCCCCAAUCAUACCGACCAAGGAGUGAAUGGGAUAAGUGAAGGCUUGAACAGGAAGACCAAAUAUGAGGUAGCAGAAGUCAGGACCCCGUUGAGGCGGGUGGGGCAUGAAAUCCAAGAUUGCGUGGAGUUCAGAGCCUUAGUACAAAACAUGAUGAACAAUAAAGAAAUUGAAUUCUAUGAAGAGACCGAAAACCCCGUAGAAGGAGAUACAUGUGCAUCGGAGGGAGAAUUGACAGCACAAAAUCGAACGCCUAACUAUCCCGUGGUGAUCAUUUCGAGACCCAAAAAUAAUGAAGUCGGAGUACAAAUGCCACCAAGGGUCAUAAUCCAAAGACCUACAGUUUUCCCUUACAAAGACAACAAAAAGGUCCCAUGGAAUUAUGAUUGUAGUAUGAUGAUGCCGGGAAAGGAGAGCCUGGUUGACACUUCAAGAGGGGACCAAGGCAAGGGUUUCUAUACACGUAGCGGGAGGCGUUACGGUACGGCGAAUGAGGAGGUGCAUCCCACAAAAGGAAAAGCCCAGGUGGUUGAGGAAAUGAAGGGAAAAGCAACCAAACCUAUUAAUCAACCAGUUAACGAAGAGGAGGCCAAGGAGUUUUUAAAAUUCCUAAAGCAUAGCGAAUACAGCGUGGUGGAACAGCUACGUAAACAACCAGCCCGUAUUUCGAUGUUGGCCUUACUUCUAAGCUCAGAAGUUCAUCGUAGCGCACUAAUGAAGGUCUUAAACGAGACAUACAUUGCCAAUGAUAUCUCCGUUAAUAAGCUGGACCGUUUGGUGAACAACAUAAGUGCCGACAAUUAUAUUUUCUUUAGUGACGACGAGAUACCACCCGAGGGCAUGGGGUCGACUAAAGCUUUGCAUAUCACCACGCACUGUAAAGGGUACACGCUGCCCGGCGUACUGAUUGACAAUGGGUCGGCUUUGAACGUCCUCCCUUUGACCACGCUAAAUAGAUUACCUAUAGACAGCUCUCACAUGAAGGAGUGCCAGAAUAUCAUACAUUCGGCUGGGGUAGUGCCUUCCUCGUUGCAUCAGAAAUUGAAGCUAGUAUCGGAAGGGAGAUUGAUAACGAUCAAGGCUGAGGAGGAUAUUAUUGCAACUGUGAGCAAUAAUGCACCCUAUUUGGAGACAGAUGACGAAGCAAUUGAAUGCUCAAUUCAAUCUUUGGAAUUUGUUAAUGCGAUGUUCAUCGCCGAAGGAAGCAAAAUUCUGGUGCCAAAAUUGUCCAAAGCCACGAGGAUGAGCCUCCAGCUGACGAUCGGAAGAGGGGCCCUACCCGGAAAGGGACUUGGGAGACAUCUGCAAGGAAGGGUUAAAACGUCAAUGCCGAAAGAUAAGAGAGACCGCUUCGGUUUAGGAUUUAAGCCAGAUGCAAAACAAAGGAGAAGGGAGCUAGAAAAGAAGCAAGAAAGAAGAAGAGCUCGAUUAAUGGGGAAAGAAAUCAAAUGGGAACCAAUGAUAUUCCCCCAUAUAUCGAAAACAUUUGUGUCCGGGGGAAUCAUCCAUCCUGAAAGAGACACAUCAAUGAUGGGAGCUACAAUACGAAGAGGAGACCGGAAGAGAAAGUUUAUCGGACAUUGGCCCUUACACACCUGGAAGUGUUCUGGACAACUGGACUGCGGAAAAGAUCCCUGUAGUUUUUAA